GAGGCGCUAGAUGUCUUUCUCGUGCACCGCUUUUUUGCGAGUUUUGAACAUCUGUCGCUGCCUCUGCGCGCGAUGUACUACGGCUUAUUUAUAUUUCGUGUAUCAGGUGCGAACUUCUGAUGAACGCUCUUGUUGUACGCAAGUGAGCACAGACCGUCGUCAGCACCUCCUGUAAAUUUCCCACAAAUCUUUUGUAUCGGGCUUCCGAUGCCGUUACAGAUCAAAGAGACCGCUAGCCUUCACGGCACGAAAGGCGACGCAGUGAUACAUUCACUCGCCAAGCUAUUGGAAAAGGUCCACCGCCUCGAGGCGAAGAAGCGCGCGGCUCACAGCUGUCCUUCUUCAGAGCUCGGAGAGCACAUCGCACUGGUGGAAGCCCAGUGUGCCUUGCUUGAGGAGCAACUGCGGUACGCGCGACAAGUUCUGGUUUUCUCCACUAAACCGAGGAGCCCUCCCGACGCAUUUCCGGAAUGCGCGUUUACCAAGUCCUCCAGCUACGACAACGACGAUGUGUUUGACGAACCAGAAGACGCCCGGGCCCCUGUGUCCGAGCAGCGACCUGCAGCCCAAAAGUCGGCCCCAGAGAUGAACACGGAUGGCAGGAAAAGGACGUCGAGAAAAACGACUCCAAAGGUGCCUGAAGCUGCAGUGCCUGAGAAGCACUUGAGCCAGACUCGUCGAGCAAGGUCAACAUCUGCUGUUCCACACACUGUUCGUUUUCCUGACCAAGUUUACCAGUGCAGACUCAAUGUUGCAGAUGUGCCAUUCAUCCUCAGCAAAAGCACUUCAGCGAGUCACUCACUCCCUGCGAAUCUUCAGAACCUUGUGUCUCUCCUGAAGAAGGCCAAGCCACAGAGUGUGGGGCAGGACUUUGCAGAUGGCACACAUCGAAAUGUUUGUGUAGUAGGGAAAACGGGCUUGCCCAGGAGCAACAGUGAGAUUGACUUGCGUGCGGCAUCUCAACCUGAUGCUGCUAGCAGAGACCUUGUGCAACUAAUGCACCAAGGGGAGCAGCUGUUGAAGCAGUUGAAUCAAGCCCAAAUGCCUGGCACGCGACACUCUCUAAAGUGCCAGUGCCGGCGGCUAAUCAGCCGCAUUCAGGCCAGAAUGGCAGACAUUGGGAAACCAGAGACUGGUUUCUCAAAUAGCACAGGAGCGAAGUUGACACACAAAAGAAAGGGCACUGUAAAGCCAAGGUCGGCUUCUACAUCCUCUCACGUUGGCGACACUUUCAAUCGCGUUUUUAUGCGAGAGUUGAGGAGGAUUCAGAGCCACCUUGAAGAACAGAUAUGAACUGCAUCUGAGACAAAAACCACGAAACCAUACCUUUUGACAGCGAUUCUCUGAUCUCACAUUCAGAGCUCGUAGUUUGUGCCAUUGCUUUUGUAUAUUUGUAGGCUUGUACAGGCUUGUCAAAUCUGUACAUCCAUGGUCAAAAGUAUGUGAACCAGGGUUUCUGUGAAGAAAAGCAUAAUUCUUUUGGUGCCUUGGGACUUGAAACUAAAGGCUGCAGUUCAGGCUUGGCAUUGCAAACAUCGUAGUGCAUUUGUCAAUUUCAGCUCACCAAUCCGAGUUGCCAGGAAACUUUUUUUUCACCUCAGAUAUGGUCCACAUACUUAUGGUCAUGGGUGUACAUACUGCUGGCCCUGUGAUCACUAGUAAGAAUGUCACCUGAUUUGCCUGGACCUGUCAAAAUGCCCUGCUAUUGGAUGGCGAGUAAAUGGUCCACUACUUUUCUAAGUGCCAUUUUAUCAUACUGUUUAGUAACUCGCACUUGCGUGCUGCACUGUCACCUUCUUUGGUAUUUGAAAAGAGCACAGACAUGAAAAGAUGAGAACGUUGUUUUCUUGCUGGGAAUAAUAAAUAUUCUGUUGCUUGUGUAAUGCUGUUAAUGUAGUUUCCGAGGACAUGCCCUAUAUUUUAUUGCACCAAGCUUUCUUCCCGUGUUGUAGUUCUAAUUUCUGGAAGUCUUGAGAUGGAAUGAGAUGAUGCAUGAGUAAAUGAGCUUUGUUAGCUGUAGCUUUGGAAAGUUAAAAGGUAAUCCUUUGAUAACUUGAUCAUCUAGAAAACAAGGUGGCGUUGCUAGACGUGCAGCAGCCUGUGAAGCCAAAAUUGCAUUGGAGAAAAAUUGUUAACAAAGCUUAGUUAUAAACUGCAUUGGAAAAAAUUGUUAACAAAGCUUAGUUAUUGCUCAUUGGCAAAUUUUGUAAAGUAAAUCGCAGUGAAUGCUCCCGUAGGCAGUGUUCUCAGGAUGAAAGUGGUACUCUACUUCAAAUGCCGUCUCUCCCUUAUUUCCUUCGGUUGCUCCUUUCCUCAUCUGCCUGGAAAGUGUGAGCCACUUGUGCUGUUAUCGAUCUCAGUUGACUCUGAUUGGCUCAAUAAAAUGAAAUGGAAGUGUUA
Dermacentor andersoni is the source of this 2400-nucleotide messenger RNA. RefSeq lists its product as uncharacterized. The record is from RefSeq and is a predicted model, not a curated record. NCBI's taxonomy places the organism in Eukaryota, Metazoa, Arthropoda, Arachnida, Ixodida, Ixodidae.